Messenger RNA from Pleurotus ostreatus (oyster mushroom), 1350 nucleotides. RefSeq lists its product as uncharacterized. The record is from RefSeq and is a predicted model, not a curated record. NCBI's taxonomy places the organism in Eukaryota, Fungi, Basidiomycota, Agaricomycetes, Agaricales, Pleurotaceae. The transcript is spliced from 10 exons. Bases 1 to 1350 code for a protein of 449 amino acids. Gene Ontology annotation, biological process: protein phosphorylation. Gene Ontology annotation, molecular function: ATP binding; protein kinase activity.
AUGCCAGGUCGGGAAGAAUCUGUCUUGCUGACUUUGGGUCAGCCUGUGGCCGAGAUCGUAGCCGAAUUCUCUGGGAUUCCAGGAUUGGAUCUUGGUGUAAAAUCGUUGUUCAAUAUAGUAGAGCUGUGCUAUAACGUCAGCUAUAACAAGCAGGCGGCUAAACAACUCGGGGAACGAUGUUACAAAUUGCUGAAGGGUUUGAACGAGCGGAUGCAAAGUCGUCCACAUUCCAAUCUGAAUUAUGCCUCGGAUGAGAUCGAAAGCUAUCACUGGCAGCGAGAGUUCGCUGCGAAGGUCCAAACCGACUUUGGCAACCUAGCGCAAAGGCUUGCUAGCGUCGAAAUUGACUUGAAGCAGAUCGUUACCGAUGCUCACAAUGAAAAGGCCUCCCAUGAAAUCCUACAGAGCUUCCAAAAGAUCGCCCGUCAAGUGAAAGAACCUGGCAUAAGAAGCGGUCUCUCCCAAAACUUGUCCGAUCUGUUAAGAGAUCUAGAGGAACAACUCCCAGACAUGAAUCUUCAAAGUAGCGAAAUCCGUCGUCUCAGCACAACACCUAUUUCAACCUCCCUUCGAGUGGAUGUAUACGAAGGCAUCUACCUAGAGCGUCGUAAGGUGAGUAUUAGGGAACUUCGCACGGCUACUGUCAACGACCACACACUGCGAAGAUUCGAGCGUGAAGUUAAAAUCUGGGACCAAGUGUGGAAACUCGAUCGGGGGAGGCAUAUAUUACCUUUUUAUGGUUUUUGUAUUAGCGACGGAGUUCGCCCGUGCACUAUUAGCCAAUGGCAACAGAAUGGCUCAGCAAUUUCAUACGUUAAGCUACACGACACGCAGAUCGACUACAAAGUAUUGAUCAAGGGCAUAGCGCAAGGCGUCCAAAUCCUCCAUGAAAUGAACCCGCCAAUUGUACACGGCGAUUUGAAGGGGGAAAACAUCAUGAUUAGCGACGCCGGUUCUCCUCUUAUUGCUAAUUUCGGCCUUUCAAAGAUUAUAGAAGACAUCGGUGCCGAAGUCACCUACAGUGGAAGUUUAGAUGAAUCGUACAGAUGGUUCGCCCCCGAGAUAUUUGACGGACAGCCUAUGAUGGCCACGAUGUCCGACAUCUACUCCUUGGCCAUGACAAUUUAUGAGCUCCUCACUCACUCGCGUCCAUUCUCUGACCUCAAGUUGAACCAUUCCGUGUCAACUCUCAUCGUUGAGGGUAGGAGGCCUCCACGUCCUAACUCAGCAGAGGUCGUACAAAGGGGCCUCGACGAUUCUCUAUGGGGUCUCAUAACUCAAUGUUGGCAAGGAGACCCUCUUCGCCGGCCCACAAUUUCUGAAGCCAUUACUUCCCUUGAUAAGAUAUGA